GAGGGACGGGGGUAGGAGAGGGAGGACAGGCGGGGAGAGACGGGCCGUCCACCGGGACGCGGGCGAGGAUUCCCCCUCGCGCCGUCGUUAUCGCCCGCGGAAUCGCUCACCAGCGCUCUCGCGCGUUUAUCCCCGCGCGGCAGAUACCUCUCCUCGAGUCCUCUCCGCCGACGUGGCUCUCCUUCCCGUGUGAAACGGACGCCGUCAGCGGGACCGCCGAUCGCAACACCGCGCCGAUGGAUCAACAACUGCCAAGCGCGCUCGGACAAAUGGACGGCGAAACGUCGUCUCCUCCUGCGAGCUGUUGUACUCUGUACUGCUCUGUACUGUACCUCGACACCUCUCGAACCCUCGAACCUCGACCCGUGUCCCGUGAGCGCGACAGCGUAUCCCUCGGCUCCGUGCCCCCGAUCGGUAGCGGCGAAUUCGGCAGGCAACUAGACAAGCGGCACCGAGCACCGACACACCGACGACUCUCUUCUCUUUCAGCAAAGGCGUGAAGGCCGCUGCGCAUGGGGCCACCCGUGACCGAGUGCAAAAGCGCACUGCGAGAUUGACUCUGCGAUAAGGACACCUCGACCGAUAAAUUACCCGGCGCCGGGCUAACCGCGCCCGCGGAACUACGAAGUCGUAAAACCACGUUCCUGGUCAGUCGAUCACGCUGCGUCGAUAAUGUCGAUCGCUAUCGCCUAUUGUGCAAGGGGCUAUAGACAAGAGACAGCUUCUCGUCCACGUCCAUCUGUGUUUACGUUUCUUCUGCGUAACAGGGAGAUCGUCGAGGUCGAGGUGAGGUCGGUGAGGAUACGCAUCGAUGGGAGUUUCAUUCCACGAUGAGCGGCAUCAGGAAAAAAGCCAAUCACCUGGCGGUGUUUAAACGGCGCACCAAGGACGAGGACAAUGACGAAUUGUCGAGGAGCGUUAUUCUAGGGGCGAGAAAGACUGGGCGGUUGAAUCUCUCGUCGAAGGGAUUGUCCACGGUACCUGACAGAAUAUGGAGUAUAAACGAAUUAACGGAAGAGGAAUUACGUGACUUGCAUUUUGAGCUUGAUUAUGAACCCGAGGAGGAGCGAUGGUGGGAACAAGAGCCGCUGAAGAUGUUAGAUCUGAGCUUCAAUAGUUUAACUGUAAUCAAUGAAAAAAUACAAUUUCUAACGGAACUGAGCACCUUAGACUUGCACAACAAUUUGUUAGAAGAACUACCGCCUGAGAUCGGUUCUCUGCGCGAACUAAGAAAAAUAAAUCUAUCGGAUAACAAGCUACAAAAUUUACCAGGUCAAUUUUAUAUGCUGGAGGAAUUGUGCGAGUUAUAUCUAAAAAAUAAUCAAAUAAGUUCACUUGAAGCCGAGAUCGGAAAUUUAGUCAUGCUAACUCAUUUGGACAUAUCAUAUAAUAGUUUAGGCGAAUUACCGAUCGGAAUGGGAUACUUGGUGCGACUGGAAACAUUGAAUUUAUGUCACAAUAUGAUAAAAGAAUUACCACCUGAUGUAACAAGUAUGAGAUCGUUAAAAACGUUAGACGUCAGCUUUAAUCAAUUGGAGACGAUACCACCAUUAGGUGAAUUGCGAAAAGUAGAAAGAAUAAUGUUCCAGUCGAAUAAUUUGCAGGAAUUUCCAGACAUAUCAGGUUGUUCAGCUUUAACAGUAUUGCAUUUGGAUAACAAUAACAUUCCUGAAAUUGAUCCGCAACGCUUAGAAGCUGUAGGGCAUCUGAAAAAGCUCACAUUGCAAGGCAAUAAAAUUGAAGUAAUACCUGAAGAAAUAAUCAAAUUAAUAAAUUUGGAAGUCUUCGACUUAUCGCACAAUAACAUAUCUUUAAUACCCUUUUGCAUUGGUAUAUUGCCCAAUUUAAAGCAAUUUAUAAUUGAGGGAAAUAAUAUAAAAAACGUAAGGGCAGACAUAAUACGAUGCGGUACAUCUCGCAUUUUGACACACAUUCGUCAGACUGUAGUCAAUACAACAAGUAUAAACACCAGAGAAUCGUUACAACCUAGUGCCAGCAAUAGUGUUUAUCCUGACAAGUACGUAAUGAAAAAUACAAAGUUAUUCAGCUUAACUGGGCAAAAUCUUUUGGAAUUGCCUGAAGAAGUCUUGGAAGAUGCAGCGGAAGCCUCUGUCGUAACCAUUGACUUGAGCAGAAACAAGCUGUCAGGACUGCCUGAUAAAAUGUCGGCGAUCGCUACAGUGAUAGAUCUAAAAUUAAUUUCAAAUCAUUUUGCAAGCUUGCCAGAAUGGAUUGGCGAAAAGUACAAAUGUUUGCAAGUUUUAGAUAUAAGUAAAAAUUACUUGCAAUCUCUACCAUCGAGCAUCGGCUGUCUGAAAUACUUGCGAGAUAUUGAUCUUUCGUUUAACAGAUUUACCGAGUUACCAGAAGCUAUUUAUGACGUUGUAUCUUUAGAAAGUUUAAUUGCCAAUGACAAUCUAAUCGUAAAAAUAGAUGUGCCACUUUUGGAAAAGUUAAAAAGACUAGCAGUAUUAAAUCUGUCAAAUAACAAUAUCGCUCACGUACCCCCAGAACUUGGUAACUUGAAAAACCUAAGGAAUCUAUUGUUGUCUGGAAAUUGUUUCAAAUAUCCCAGGCAAGCAAUUCUAAUGAAAGAUACAGAGGAAAUACUGAGUUAUCUACGUAAUCUAAUACCUCAGUAAUGAAUAGAAAACGAAAUGGUUUAAAAAAAUAUCUGAAAAAUGUUAACAAUUUGUUAUCAUAUAUGAAUGUGUUGCGCGUAAAUAUUAUAUCUACAUGCAUAUAAAAAAAUACAUUUUUACUGGUCUUAAAGAUUAUAUAUAUUAUAUACUUAUAUAGUCUCAUCUUAGAUGAGACAAAUCAAGUGCAAAAUAAUUAGAAUAAGAUUAAUAAGCUGUGUAAAUGUAAGUAGUAAAUAGAGGGAAUGAGGGAAGAAAGAACGUCUGCAAGAAUAUAUGGAAAGAGAAUGAGAGUGUGUGAGAAUGCAGUUAAUAUAUAUUUUGGAAAUAUUUAAGAUAAGAUUGAAUUUAUGUGAAUUAGGAUAAAUGUGAAUGAAAUGGAAGUUAAUAAAGACCAAAGGAAAUCAACGAUAA
Molecule: messenger RNA, 3053 nt
Organism: Temnothorax curvispinosus
Lineage: Eukaryota; Metazoa; Arthropoda; Insecta; Hymenoptera; Formicidae
Product: leucine-rich repeat-containing protein 40-like
Exons: 10
Coding region: 831-2642 (603 amino acids)
Molecular function (GO): protein binding
Source: RefSeq, a predicted model, not a curated record